Lynx canadensis (Canada lynx) is the source of this 1518-nucleotide messenger RNA. RefSeq names its product T-box transcription factor 1 (gene TBX1). Gene Ontology annotation, cellular component: nucleus. Lineage: Eukaryota; Metazoa; Chordata; Mammalia; Carnivora; Felidae. The transcript is spliced from 7 exons. Gene Ontology annotation, biological process: positive regulation of DNA-templated transcription; regulation of transcription by RNA polymerase II; cell fate specification. The coding region runs from base 1 to 1518 and encodes 505 amino acids. Gene Ontology annotation, molecular function: DNA-binding transcription factor activity, RNA polymerase II-specific; RNA polymerase II cis-regulatory region sequence-specific DNA binding. The record is from RefSeq and is a predicted model, not a curated record.
AUGAUCUCCGCCGUGUCCAGCCCGUGGCUCACGCAGCUCUCGCACUUCUGCGACGUUGCAGCCUUCACGGCCAGCAGCCUGAGCAGCCUGGGGGCCGCGGGGGGCUUCCCGGGCGCCGCGUCGCCGGGCGCCGACCCGUACGGCCCACGCGAGCCCCCGCCGCCGCCGCGCUACGACCCUUGCGCCGCCGCCGCCGCCCCCGGCGCCCCGGGCCCGCCGCCGCACGCCUACCCGUUCGCGCCGGCCGCCGGGGCCGCCACCAGCGCCGCCGCCGAGCCCGAGGGCCCCGGGGCCAGCUGCGCGGCCGCCGCCAAGGCGCCGGUGAAGAAGAACGCGAAGGUGGCCAGCGUAAGCGUGCAGCUGGAGAUGAAGGCGCUGUGGGACGAGUUCAAUCAGCUGGGCACCGAGAUGAUCGUCACCAAGGCCGGCAGGCGCAUGUUCCCCACAUUUCAAGUGAAGCUCUUCGGCAUGGACCCCAUGGCCGACUACAUGCUCCUCAUGGACUUCGUUCCAGUGGACGACAAGCGCUACCGGUAUGCCUUCCACAGCUCCUCCUGGCUAGUAGCCGGGAAAGCAGACCCUGCCACACCAGGCCGUGUACACUACCACCCUGACUCGCCUGCCAAGGGUGCACAGUGGAUGAAGCAAAUUGUGUCCUUCGACAAGCUCAAGCUGACCAACAACCUGCUGGACGACAACGGCCAUAUUAUUCUCAACUCCAUGCACAGAUACCAGCCCCGCUUCCAUGUUGUCUAUGUGGACCCACGCAAAGAUAGUGAGAAAUAUGCUGAGGAGAACUUUAAGACCUUUGUGUUUGAGGAGACUCGCUUCACUGCGGUCACUGCUUACCAGAACCAUCGGAUCACGCAGCUCAAGAUAGCCAGCAACCCUUUCGCCAAAGGCUUUCGAGACUGCGACCCGGAGGACUGGCCCCGAAACCACCGGCCCGGCGCGCUGCCGCUUAUGAGCGCCUUCGCUCGCUCGCGGAACCCGGUGGCCUCCCCCACACAGCCCAACGGGUCAGAGAAAGAGGCGGCCGAGGCUCGGCGAGAAUUCGAGCGCGACGCGGGUGGACCGGCCGUGCUCGGGGACCCGGCGCACCCGCCUCAGCUGCUGGCACGGGUGCUGAGCCCAGCGCUGCCCGGGGCCGGUGGCGCUGGCGGUCUCGUCCCGCUGCCCGGUGCACCCGGAGGCCGGCCCAGCCCUCCGCACCCGGAGCUGCGCCUGGAGGCGCCAGGCGCGUCGGAGCCGCUGCACCACCACCCGUAUAAGUACCCGGCCGCCGCCUACGACCAUUACCUCGGGCCCAAGAGCCGGCCGGCGCCCUACCCGCUGCCGGGCCUGCGCGGCCACGGCUACCACCCGCACACGCACGCGCACCCGCACCACCACCACCCCGCCGUGAGCCCAGCCGCCGCCGCUGCCGCCGCCGCCGCCGCCGCUGCCGCCGCCGCUGCCAACAUGUACUCGUCGGCCGGGGCCGCGCCGCCCGGCUCCUACGACUACUGCCCCAGAUAA